AUGGCUACAAUGUUGAGAUUGGAAAUUCUGGAAUUUGGAAAUGUUGGAGUCUUGAUUUUGAAUGGCAUGAACAACACCUUGCUUCAAAUGCACUGGCAUUCUCCUUCUGAGCGCAAAAUCAAUGGUGCCACAUUUGAUGCAGAGCUUCAUCUAGUCCACAAGGCUAGCGAUGGAAGAUUCACAGUUAUAGCCAUCCUUUAUAAAAUUGGUAAUGCCGAUCCUAUUAUUUCCAAGAUCCAAAGUGAAUUAGCUGAGCUGGGUAAGGAGGUGUUUACAGAUGAAGAUGAAAUCGCCAUAGGGACCUAUGACACCUGGAAAUUGAGGCGAAAUACAUGCAAGUAUUAUAGAUAUGUUGGUUCUCUCACUACUCCUCCGUGCACCGAGAAUGUUACCUGGCACAUCUUUGGCAAGAAUAGAAUUGGAGCAGAUAUUAUCAUGGCUCUUGAUGAUGUCCUAGAUUUGACUCUUACCCAGGACAUCUAUAUAUUCUUGACAGAAAUUCAGAAUGCACGAGGUAUUAUGGAUGUUCUUUCAGAAAUGCUGAAUGCAAUAGAUCCGGGGAACAAAGAGUUCUAUGUAAGACAUCCAACAUACUGA
This is a messenger RNA of Camellia sinensis, 597 nucleotides long. The record is from RefSeq and is a predicted model, not a curated record. Lineage: Eukaryota; Viridiplantae; Streptophyta; Magnoliopsida; Ericales; Theaceae.